AUCUGACGUGCCGCGGCUGUGCCCGAUUUUACUUAGCUUGUUGCGUUGCUGGUGCAGGUCAUCGUUGGGCUGAUCCUGGCGGCUCCCAUUUGAAUGACAAGCCGAUUGACAGUCAUCGAAGGCAGUCUUCAACAGCCCCUUCAACAGGCACAUCCAAUUGUAUCCAGCGAUGCAUUGAUAUACUUCGCGAAGUGCGUCUUGAACACGGGCACAGCGGCGCGGCAAUUGGGGGGGGCGCUUGUGUUCUUGGUGGAGCCACUUUGAGUACCUGCAUGUCAUCGCCACGUCUGCCUUCAAGAUCUGCAUGUCUCUCGCCAUUGUUGUCUGCAUGUUUUUGAAACUCUCGCGGUGUGCUUCUCGCAAACACUCGUGCUGUGCACCUCUCUGUGACGCAUAAUUAAACCACCGCUUCGGACGCUGCUUUCGACCCCCGCCCAAUUCGCGGCCCGGGGUGCCCACGCAGUGGGUGCCCCUUACUCGGAAUCUCUACCCCGUCCGGCGUUCGCUUUAUUUCGCGAAGCUUGCGCGAAUCUGGCACAGAUGAACGGAGGGGGUGAGGCAUCUGGAGGCGGCGAAGCCAGCAGCCACCGCACUGUCCUGGAUGCAAUCCACCAGAUGGAGCACAAAGUUCUCACUGCCAUCCAGCAACUCGAGGUAAGACAGGCCCGGAACAGGCAGGCAGGCAGGCAGGCAGUCAGGCAGGCAGGCAGGGACCAGCUAAUGCACACAGCAUUCCGCCUGUGCAUGUGUGUGUGUGUGUGUGUGUGUGUGCAGGAGCGUCUAUCGCGCCUCGAGAGUAGCGUGACGUCUGCGGCUGUGUCAGGUGCCAACCCGUCCGCUGCUCUGUCGGACAGCACUUCCAAGCCACCUGCCCGCUCCAGGGGUGAUUUGGUAGUGCCGCCCGCCCCUCGGCCAGUUACUGGCCGCACCGCUGGCACCCCCGGUGUGCAGGAUGGGGCGCCGCGUGCCCCUUCGGCCAUCGACACCACGGCGCGGCUCAUGGAGGAGGACCGACGACGGGCGGAAGAGGUGCGGUGCGCCUGGCUGGGCAGACGACACAGACAGACAAACAGACAGACAGAGAGUGCGGGAGGCAGGGAAACGACAGGCAUGCACACGACAGAAAUUCUCCCUCCCUCCCUCCCUCCCUCCCUCCCUCCGUCCCUGCCUUCAGGCCAAGUUGCGUGAGGAGCAGGCGCGGAAGCACAGGGAGAUGGAGGAGGCCCGGAAGCGACAGGAGCAGGAACAGAAACAACGGUGGGUGACCAUGAACCGACCGAAUCAACACACACACACACACACACACACGCACACUGUGCACCGGUGGAUACCGCCCUGCCUUUGUUCAUGUCCAUCCAUCUAUGAGCAUCUGUACUCAUACUUGCUGCACUGCAGUGAGGAGGAGGAGAAGGCCAAGAAGCGUGCACUGCUCGACGAGAAACGGAAAGCCCUCCUCGGUGAGCAGCUCUUCGCACACAAUGAGUGUUUCUUUGGUGGAUGGAUGGAUGUUUGUUUGGCAGGCACCCUGGUGCAGGAUGGUCCGACGAAUAGCAAGGUGGGCGGAGCGGGGCUGUUUGACUGACUAGCGCAGCUGACAAAUGACAGCAAAGGGCAGGCGGAAACAGAACGUGUAGCAGGCAAUGCAUCGUAGCUGCAUCGAGUAGGGCGGGCAAAGCGGCGAUGGCCAUCCAGAGCCAGUCAGCCAGUCUCAUGAAUCAAAGCAGUGAGUGCAUGGCAAGCUUCAUGUAUGAGGCAUAUGUGUGUACAUGUCCUGUGUCUGUUCAUGGGACCAUGACAUUUCCUCGUGUCUGCGUGGCGCGUGUGGGGGACCAGCUCAAUUUUUGUGUUUGUGUGCAAGGAGUAGUCAAUCGCUUCCUUCCUCCACUUUACAGCUCGCAAUCCUCCAGGGGAAUUUCGUCGAUAUGAUGUCGAGGCUCCUGGGCAAGAGGCCCUCUGUGUGUGGCAUUGCGUCUGCCUUUUGCUGCCAGCCCGGCGUUGGGCGGUGCGCCCCCCCGCUCUUUUCCAGCAGCGUCCGUCGCCUGCACACAACGCCACCCGCACGCGGCACCGAGGUGGGUGGUGGGUGGGCCAUGCGGGAAGGACAAUACACAACCAGUGUGCCACCCCCGCACACAACACACCCCUCGCUGAAUACAGCUGUUUGGCUGAUGAAUUUGUGUGUGUGCAGGUCUACCAUGCUGGUGCGCAGACAGACAAUAAAUCAGACGAGGCCACUCACUGAUGUCAUCCAUGGAUGCUAUGACGCCUCACGGGGCUCGGGCUGCCACGCACAGAAGUACACAUCCAGUUGCUGUGGUGUGAUGUGGUGUGUGUGUUGUGUGCGUCAGGUUUGAUAACGACCGAGUUCACAACGUCUCUGAACAUCAGCAAGCAGUCGCAGGUGAUUCCGAUUUUCCGUGUGCUCAACUACGAUGGUGAGUUGGAUGCGGGAUGGGAGCUGCCGUUCAGCAAGGAGGAGAUGCUGGACAAGUACAAGUUCAUGGUUCGCCUGUCGGUCUGGGACGACAUGAUGUACAACAUACAGAGGCAGGGACGAAUCUCUUUCUACAUACAAAACAUGGGAGAGGUCAGUACGUGAGGAGGGGAGGAGGCAGGGGAACACACUCCACUCCACUCCACACUUCACACAACCCCACAUGCACACGCACAUGCGCCGACAGAUAGAGAGAUAGAAGGAAGGAAGGCUUCAGCGGGAGUCGCACACACAGUUGCAACCAGAUCGCCCACGAUGCCAACACAAGUGCACAUGCAGACCCACUUGCGGCACUGUGGCCUGUCUGUCUGUCUGUCUUUCUGCAUGUGUGUGUGUGUGCAGGAGGCGGCGCAGACGGGCAGCGGGUCGGCGUUGUCGAUUGAUGACCACCUAUGGUGUCAGUACCGCGAGCUCGGGGUGCUCAUGUGGCGGGGAUUCACACUCGAAGACGCACUCGACCAGUGCUUCAGGUAGUUACCGAGGGAUAUCUGGUCGAGGGUAUAUCAUGUCAAUGGACUGCAUGCGUGUGUGUGUGUCCGUGCGUGUGAACAUUAACUACAUUUGUGGUCGGUGGUCCAUCCAUCCAUCCAGCACCAAGGGGGAUGAGGGCAAGGGUCGUCAGAUGCCCAUCUCAUACACCAAGAAGGACAUCAACCUGCAAACUAUAUCCACACCCCUCACCACACAGGUAUAUAUGUAUGUAUCAACACAACACAACCAACGACGGACGGACGGACUGCCAUCACUCCACACAAGGCACGCAGUUAUGUGAAUCUUCUGUGUGUGGGUGGCUCUAUCUGCCGUGUGUACAGGUUCCCCAUGCUGCUGGGAGCGGCUAUGCGUUUAAGUUGGCUGGUGAGAAGAGAUGUUCGGUCGCAUACUUCGGGGAAGGUAAGGACCGAGGGGAGGGACCGCGAUGGACCGCACUCGAUGGAUAUCCCCCCGGCACGUGUUGGUCCGUCCGUCCGUCCGUCCGUCUUUUGAUUCAGGUGCCGCCUCAGAGGGUGACUUCCAUGCUGCCCUCAACUUCGCCUCGGUGCUCAAGUCGCAAACCAUUUUCAUCUGCAGGUCUGGCGGGGGAAGGGGACGGAAGGCGACAAACGAAAUCUGGCUCCUCUGCGCACUGACCGGCAUCCUGGGUUCGGUACGUGCAUUGAUUGCAUGUGGUGUGCAGAAACAACGGCUAUGCCAUCAGUACGCCUGUGAAGGUGAGCAUCUAGUACAUACAUACCACUGAUACCUGCACAGACACAUCCUACACAUACAUACAUACAUAUCCGUAUGUAUGUGUCCCCGCCCACCGCCUGUGUGUGUCAGGAUCAAUACGCGGGCGACGGUAUCGCCAUCCGUGGCCUGGCCUACGGCAUGCAGACAUGCAGGUCGGUUGGUCCAGGGGGAACGGAUGGCUAGGCAGCGUAGCCACACAUUGGAUGGCUGGGCUAGGUGAGAUGUAUGUGUGUAUGUGUUGUGUUGUGUUGUGUUAGGAUUGACGGCAACGACCUUGUGGCCGUGUACAUCGCGACCAAGAAGGCCCGUGAGAUCUGUGUCAACAACUCGGAGCCCGUGCUGCUCGAAUUCAUGACGUACCGGUAGGUUGCCGCACCGCAUCCACCGGGUGGAUAUCUAUGCACCAUCCCAUCCAUAUGGAUGAAUGAAUGUGGGUCCGUGGAUGGGAUGUGGGUAUGUAUGUAUGUCAGCAUGGGGCACCAUUCAACUUCGGACGAUUCGGCUCAGUAUCGCCCUGAGGGAGAGUUUGAGGCGUGGAACCAGCCAGGAAUCAACCCAAUCGGUACGUCACGUCCAUCAAACUGGCUCGACUCGAUUGCAUUGCAUCGCUGCCCUUGAUAUAUUGUGGUUGGUCAACCAAUCUCGAUACACGUGCAGCUCGAGUGCGCAAGUUCCUGGUCAACGCCGGCAUGUGGGACGCCGACCAAGACGCGGUCAGUCUGUCAGUCAGCUCAGUGCACCCCACCCCUUGAUGUGCUGAUGUUUCCUGGAGAGACAGACAGGCGAAGAGCAGGUCGAUCGGUUUGCUGUUUCUGCUGUCGCUGUCCGGUUGUGGUGGUGCGUGCAGGAGUUGCGCCGGGAGGCCAAGAGCACCAUGAUUGCCGAAAUGAAGAAGGGGGAGAAGAAGAAACGGGUAAGUGGGGCACGGGAUAGACAGACAGACAGACGGACAAACAGACCGACACGCACGCGUUCAUCAUGCAAUGCAUGCAUUGCCGGCUGGCUGCUACAUGGAUGUGUUCCCGCUGUGUACGAAUCCAGUAUCCGAUCAUCCCUGGUGUGUUUGAUGACGUGUACGACCAACGCCCGUGGAAUCUGGUACGCGUCUGCACUGCACUGCACUGCACUGCAUCACACACAACAGCCGCUUACCGUUCCUCACUCUGUGUGCGUAUGUAUGCCUUGUGACCAUCUGUCCGUCCGUCCCUCCCUGCCAGGAGGAGCAGGCCGAGUCGAUGCAGGCUCAUCUCGCCAAGUACCCCCAGCAGUAUGACCAGACCCAGUACGAGAGCUCGGCCUAGCGCAACCCGCACACAGUCAUUCACGCCGAUUCCGAUUUAGUGCGCGGUGCAUGGAUGGAUGGAUG
Molecule: messenger RNA, 5087 nt
Organism: Vitrella brassicaformis
Lineage: Eukaryota; Vitrellaceae
Source: the annotation of a GenBank genome assembly